UCUCUCUGUUCAUUUUCUCUUUCUCUCUCUCUUUCUCUGUUUUCUCUCUCUAACGCACACACACUCAUUUCUCUUUUCUCUCCGACUUGCGAGCCCGAGCGAUCCAACCCUAACAUUCACCAUGUUCCGCCGCGCUACAUCUACUUUCCUCUCUCGCGCCGCCGCUACCCGUCGAUUCUCCACCGAUGUGGCUACCCCUGCCGCCGAUUCCGCUUUCGUUGAAGCUUGGAAGAAAGUUAGCCCCAAUCUAGACCCACCGAAGACACCUUUCGAAUUCCUCAAACCUCGUCCUCCAGUUCCUACUACGCUUCCUACUAAACUCACCGUCAAUUUCGUUCUUCCUUAUUCUUCUCAAUUGGCCGCUAAAGAGGUUGAUAUGGUUAUAGUCCCAGCUACAACUGGCCAGAUGGGUGUUCUCCCAGGACAUGUCCCAACAAUUGCUGAGUUGAAACCUGGGGUCCUGUCUGUACACGAAGGGAAUGAUACAACCAAGUAUUUUGUCAGCAGUGGCUUUGUCUUCAUCCAUGCAAACUCUGUUGCUGAUAUUAUCGCUGUUGAGGCUGUCCCAGUGGAUCAAAUUGAUGCAAGCCUAGUGCAGAAGGGUCUUCAAGAGUUCACUCAGAAGCUCAACUCAGCAUCAACUGACUUGGAGAAAGCUGAAGCCCAGAUUGGUGUUGAUGUGCAUAGCGCUCUCAACUCAGCUCUUACAGGCUAAGUACCUUAGUUGAGCUUUUUACUUUUUCAAUUUGUUUAUUUCCCCCUCGGUUAUUUGUCUCAGUGUAAUCAAAGUUGCUGAAGAACAUUUUCAUCAUGUAUUUUUGUGUUGAAAACCGAAUUGAUGAAAUAAUAUAUUUCAACAGCUUCCAUCUAUAGCUCCAGGAAGUUGAGCAAGACCUUGAAAUUAGAAACAAAAGCUUGAUAUAUAUAUAUUUUGGAUUAUAUGCAAUACGACUUCAACUUCAUAA
Messenger RNA from Trifolium pratense (red clover), 965 nucleotides. Its product is annotated as ATP synthase subunit delta', mitochondrial. The transcript is spliced from 2 exons. The coding region runs from base 122 to 715 and encodes 197 amino acids. Gene Ontology annotation, molecular function: proton-transporting ATP synthase activity, rotational mechanism. NCBI's taxonomy places the organism in Eukaryota, Viridiplantae, Streptophyta, Magnoliopsida, Fabales, Fabaceae. Gene Ontology annotation, biological process: proton motive force-driven ATP synthesis. The record is from RefSeq and is a predicted model, not a curated record.